This is a messenger RNA of Monoraphidium neglectum, 1119 nucleotides long. RefSeq lists its product as hypothetical. The record is from RefSeq and is a predicted model, not a curated record. Bases 1 to 1119 code for a protein of 372 amino acids. NCBI's taxonomy places the organism in Eukaryota, Viridiplantae, Chlorophyta, Chlorophyceae, Sphaeropleales, Selenastraceae. The transcript has 2 exons.
AUGGACGUGUUUGAUGGCCCAAUGCCCAUGCUGCUGGAUGCUGCGCCUAGCGCGGUGCAGGUCGGCGCCGCGGCGCCAAUCGUGCUUGGUCCGCCGUACGAGCAGCAGCAGCACCACCAUUUCCAUCAACACCACCACCACAUGCAGCUAAUGCAGAACCACGACGUGCAGCAGCAGCCGCAGUUCUUUGACCUCGCCGAGUCCCAGCAGCAGCACCAGCUGACCCAUCAUCACCAGCAGCAGCACGCCGCUGCGCCCGCAGACGCAUGCGACGCGCCCUCCCAGCGCUCCGCGGCCACCGCCGCCGCCUACUCCGGCCCCGGCGGCCGCCAGCCGGGCGCGUCGCCGGAGAUGACGAGCUCCGCAUCCGCCGCGGCGCUGCUCGCGGCGCGGCAGCAGCACGCUGAGCUGGCGCAGCGGCACGCGCUGCUGCAGGACGCGGUCAUGCGGCGGGAGCAGCAGCUGCAGGCGGCGCAGCACCUGCACCACGACUACUUCUACGGCGCGUAUGAGCACACGUAUGGCUAUGAGCAUGCGCAGCAGCAUGGGCAGCAUGCGGACCAAACCAUGCAUGCGCAUGCGUUCUCGGACGCAUGCGGCUUCGGCCCACAUGCGCAUGCGCAUGCGCCGCAGAGCCCCGGCGGCGUGGACGCCAUGCGGGCCCAGAUCACGCAUCAGAUGGAGGUGCGGCGCCAGCUGCUCGAGCAGACAGAGCGCCUCGCCGCAGAGGUGCAGCGGCGCGAGGGCGCAGCGGCGCAGCGCGAGGAGCCGCGGCCGCCGCACGGCCCCCGCUCUGCGGCGCUCGAGGCGGCGCGGCAGCUCAAGGCCCUCAUGUCGAGCCUGCCGCCGGAGCAGCGGCGCGCGUGCGCGCUCGAGCUGAUGCAGCAGCGCCAGCAACUCCUCGCAGCCGGCGAGAGCGGCGCGGGCGCAGCGGACGUGGCGGCCGCGGCGCUUGAGCGGUGCCAGAUGGUGGUGGCCGCAGGGCGGCUGGCUGAGAGCGACACGGCGCGGCAGCAGCAGCAGCAGCAGCAGCAGCAGCAGCAGCAGCAGCAGCAGCAGCAGCAGCAGCAGCAGCAGCAGCAGCAGCAGCAGCAGCAGCAGUGCCGCCAGCGACGAUGA